AUGGCUGAGAUGAUUCGUGAGGUUAUGGGAAACGGAAAUAUUGGAGCGUCUAUUCUAAAAGCGAUUGUGGAAUCCUCGAAGUUCAAUAUUUCGGUGCUCAUACGGCCAACUUCGCAAAAUCAAUACCCAGACAAUGUUCGUACCAUAGUGUCAGACUACUCUAUGACCAGCCUUAUCGAGGCUUUCAAGGGACACGAUGCUGUAGUAUCAGCCCUCGGUGCUGGCGGUCUUGAUAAUGAAAUCAGGAUGAUCGAUGCUGCCGUUACAGCUGGUGUAAAGCAUUUUAUCCCAAGUCAGUUUGGCAGCAACACUCAGAGCAAAAAGGCUUGUGAGCUCUUGCCUAUUUUGGCAACCAAAGCUGCGAUUCUUGGCCAUCUGAAGAAAAGGGGAGGACAAAUAAAAUGGACGGGCAUAAUCACGGGGCUGGCUUUUGACUGGGGUUUACAGAUUGGUUUGCUGGGCUUUGAUAUUAAUCAACACACUGCCUUGGUCAUGGACGGUGGUGACCGUGCUUUCUCUGUGACCACUCUCAGUCAGAUAGGCAACGCUGUCGUCGCUGUACUUUCUACACCUGAUCAGAAUAUCAACAAAGUCAUCUAUAUCCACUCUUUCACGGCCACGCAAAACCAAAUACUGGCGAGUUUGGAGAAAGCAUCUGGCAGAGCCUGGGAGACAACAUACUGUACAGCCGCAGAUGCAGUUACGAGAGGACUAGAGUUGUUUAAGAAAGGCGAAUUUUCGGGUUUAUUGCUUCUUCUCAACGCGAUUAGUCUUGGGGAAGGAUAUGGUUCCAAUCACCUGGUCGAUGUAGAAUUGGCAAACAGAGAACUCGGGCUUCCUGAGCAAUCUAUGCACCAAAUAAUUGCUGCUCUAACUCGUGGCACUGUCGCAUUGAUGAAAGAACAAUGA
This is a messenger RNA of Glarea lozoyensis ATCC 20868, 909 nucleotides long. RefSeq names its product NAD(P)-binding Rossmann-fold containing protein. Lineage: Eukaryota; Fungi; Ascomycota; Leotiomycetes; Helotiales; Helotiaceae. Gene Ontology annotation, molecular function: oxidoreductase activity. The record is from RefSeq and is a predicted model, not a curated record. The transcript has 3 exons. The coding region runs from base 1 to 909 and encodes 302 amino acids.